Varanus komodoensis (Komodo dragon) is the source of this 267-nucleotide messenger RNA. RefSeq names its product acyl-CoA-binding protein-like. The coding region runs from base 1 to 267 and encodes 88 amino acids. NCBI's taxonomy places the organism in Eukaryota, Metazoa, Chordata, Lepidosauria, Squamata, Varanidae. The transcript has a single exon. The record is from RefSeq and is a predicted model, not a curated record. Gene Ontology annotation, molecular function: fatty-acyl-CoA binding. Gene Ontology annotation, biological process: fatty acid metabolic process.
AUGACCCAGGCAGAGUUUGAUAAAGCAGCUGAAGAAGAUAAAAAGCUGAAGGCCCAGUUAAGAGAAAAGGAGAUGCUGGAUAUGUAUAGCUAUUUCAAACAAACUAAAGUUGGAGCUGUAAAUACAGAAUGUACUGGGAAGCUUGAUUUCAAAGGCAAAACCAAGUGGGAUGCCUGGAAUAAGUUAAAAGGAAUGUCUAAAGAAGAUCCUGUGAAAGUAUAUAUAGCAAAUGUCAAAGAACUGAAGGACAAGUAUGGAACGGCAUGA